AUGGCUAAGAAUCAAGAUAUAGAGAAAGCUGAAAGCAGUUUGCGAGAAGAAAUUAAAGUUCCACUUAUUUCACAAGAAAAGAGAGCAGAAAAAGUCGAAAACUGCAAUGGAAGUGAUAAGCAGAUCAAGGAGGAAAGAUGGAUGGUUUACCUCAGUACAUUUGUUGCAGUUUGUGGCUCUUAUGCAUUUGGAUCUUGUGCAGGGUAUUCAUCACCUACGCAAUUCGCCAUCCGAGAUGAUCUAAGUUUAUCCUUGGCAGAGUACUCAUUGUUUGGCUCGAUACUGACUUUUGGAGCAAUGAUAGGAGCAAUUACAAGUGGUAAAAUGGCUGAUUAUAUAGGUCGUAAAGGGGCAAUGACAGUAUCGAGUGGAUUCUGUGUAGCAGGGUGGCUAUCGAUUUACUUCGCCAAGGGAGCUCUGCCUCUGGACAUUGGAAGAUUGGCAACAGGAUAUGGAAUGGGAGUCUUUUCAUAUGUGGUACCAGUGUUCAUAGCUGAAAUCUCUCCCAAAGAUUUACGAGGCGCUUUGACAACCAUAAACCAGCUGAUGAUUUGUACUGGAGUAUCUGUUUCCUUCAUCAUAGGCACAUUUCUAACAUGGAGGGCUUUAGCAAUAACAGGAAUAAUCCCAUGUGCUGUUCUCCUUGUUGGCCUCAUUAUCAUCCCAGAAUCUCCAAGAUGGCUGGCGAAAAAAGGAGAUCAAAAAAAGUUUGAAGUUGCAUUAAGAAGACUUCGGGGCAAAAAAGCUAACAUAUCCGAAGAGGCAGCUGAAAUCCAAGAUUAUAUAGAAACUCUUGAGAAACUUCCGAAAGCCAAAAUGCUCGACUUAUUUCAAAAACGAUACCUGAGUUCUGUCACGAUCGGUGUUGGGCUAAUGGUCUUUCAACAAUUUGGAGGAAUCAAUGGAAUUUGUUUCUAUACCAGCAGUAUUUUUGAGUCCUCAGGAUUCCCAGCCAACGUAGGAACGAUAACUUAUGCUAUUCUUCAGGUCAUUAUAACUGCACUAGGUGCAACCUUAAUAGACAGAGCAGGACGAAAACCGCUUUUAUUGAUUUCUGCAUUCGGCCUAGUCCUAGGUUGUCUGCUAACAGGGAGCUCGUAUUAUCUUAAGGAGCAUGGAAUAGCAGUGAACGCAGCACCAGCACUAGCCGUGACAGGCAUACUAGUGUACAUAGGAUCAUUUUCAGCUGGAAUGGGAGCAGUUCCUUGGGUAGUGAUGUCCGAGAUAUUCCCUAUAAACAUUAAAGGAGUUGCAGGAAGUCUUGCAACACUCGUGAAUUGGUUUGGUGCGUGGGCAUGUUCCUACACAUUCAAUUUUCUUAUGAGCUGGAGCUCUUAUGGAACGUUCAUUCUUUAUGCUGCAGUCAAUGCACUUGCCAUUCUGUUCGUCAUCAAAGUAGUACCCGAAACAAAAGGAAGAACUCUGGAACAAAUACAAGCAGCGAUAAAUGCCUCAUAA
Fraxinus pennsylvanica is the source of this 1458-nucleotide messenger RNA. Lineage: Eukaryota; Viridiplantae; Streptophyta; Magnoliopsida; Lamiales; Oleaceae. The record is from the annotation of a GenBank genome assembly.